Molecule: messenger RNA, 2735 nt
Organism: Owenia fusiformis
Lineage: Eukaryota; Metazoa; Annelida; Polychaeta; Sabellida; Oweniidae
Source: the annotation of a GenBank genome assembly
CUUCAUUUCCGGUCGUUUCUUGCACGGUGAAAAUACAUUUACAAAACGAUUGAUUACCUUUCAAUUACACGUUACUAAGCUGCCAAAGUAGUGUAAGAAUUCUACACCAACAUGUAUAGAAGGUCCCCUGAUAGGGGGCGGGAUCAAGUAAGGGAAAGAGACAGGGAUCGAGACAGGAGGCCUCGAUCAAGAAGUCGGGAUAGGGAUCGAACCAGAGAUCGUGACCGUGAUAGAGACAGAGAUCGAGACAGAGGAGACCGAAAAAGAAGUCGCAGUAGAGAUCGAGAUCGUCAGAAGCACAAGAAGAGAGAUAGGGACAGAUCUCCUCGUAGAGACAAAGACAAGAGGGAUCAUGACAAAGAUAAGAAAGGCAAGAAAGAAAAGGAGGAGAAGGAAGAGAAGAGAGUUCCACUCUCCUUGGAAGAGAUGCUAGCAAAGAAAAAAGCAGAACAGGAAGCUCUCAGCAAGCCUAAAUUCCUAACAAAAGAGGAGCGUGCAGCCGAGGCACUAAAGAGACGUCAGGAGGAAGUAGAUGAACAGCGAAAGAAGAUGGAUGAAGAGAGGCAAAAACAAAGGGAAUUUCUGAAUGCAGGAAGGGAAAACUAUGGCAUGGAUGACAGGGAGCAUCGUGAGAGAGAACGCCGCGAACGAGCAAGAGAAAGACUAAUGGCUGCAGAGCAAGGAAAACCUGAUAUAUUAGAUAUAAAAGAUAAAGAAAAGGAAGUGGAAGCUAUUAAAGAACGAUACUUAGGGAAUGUUAAAAAGAAAAAACGUAUUCGACGUUUGAAUGAUCGUAAAUUUGUGUUCGACUGGGAAGCUGGUGAUGACACAUCUACAGAUUAUAACCCCAUCUAUAAAGAGCGUCAUAGUGUUCAGUUUUUUGGCAGGGGACAUAUAGCUGGUAUUGAUAUCAAGUCUCAGAAAAAAGAUCAAAGCAAAUUUUAUGGAGAUCUUCUGGAUAAAAGGAGAACUGAAGGGGAGAAAGAACAAGAAGAAAAGCGAUUGAAAUCUGCCGCCAGAAAGACUGCUAAGCAGGCAUUUGAUGAUCGGCAUUGGACUGAGAAAACCCUAGAGGAAAUGCAGAGCAGAGAUUGGCGUAUCCUCAAUGAAGACUAUACCAUAUCAUGUAAAGGAGGCAAGAUUCCACAUCCCUUGAGGUCAUGGAAAGAAGCUAAUCUCCCAGAGGAUGUGUUUAAAGUGGUUGAUGAUAUUGGAUACAAGCAACCAACACCUAUUCAGAGACAAGCUAUUCCUAUUGGUCUACAGAACCGUGACAUCAUAGGAGUUGCGGAAACAGGAAGUGGAAAAACAGCUGCUUUCUUGAUACCUCUUCUAGUGUGGAUACAAACAUUGCCAAAAAUGAAAAGAAUAGAAGAUGCAGACCAAGGUCCAUAUGCAUUGAUCCUGGCCCCCACCAGGGAGUUGGCCCAACAAAUAGAGGAAGAAACACUGAAGUUUGGCAAGCCACUUGGGAUCAGAUCAGUUGCAGUAAUUGGUGGUAUAUCUAGAGAGGAACAAGGCUUCAAACUGAGACAAGGUUGCGAGAUUGUCAUAGCAACACCUGGUAGAUUAAUAGAUGUGUUGGAGAACAGAUACCUUGUGCUGGGUCAGUGUACAUAUGUUGUCAUGGAUGAGGCUGACAGGAUGAUAGAUAUGGGUUUUGAGCCUGAUGUAAAGACUAUCUUGGAGUAUAUGCCUCUCACCAACCUGAAGCCGGACUCUGAACAAGCUGAAGAUGAAAAUUUCUUAAAAGCAAAUUUCUUGUCAAAUAAAAAAUAUAGACAGACUGUCAUGUUCACAGCUACGAUGCCCCCUGCUGUAGAGCGACUUGCAAAGACAUAUUUGCGUAGACCUGCUAUUGUAUACAUAGGAUCAGCUGGUAAACCAAUUGAUAGAGUUAAACAGGAGGUCUACAUUGUAUCUGAACAAGAGAAAAGGAAGAAAUUGGUGUCUAUACUUCAAGCAGGAAUUGAUCCUCCUAUUAUCAUAUUUGUCAAUCAGAAGAAAGGAGCUGAUGUGUUGGCCAGAUCUCUGGAGAAAAUGGGGUACAAUGCAGCAACCCUCCAUGGUGGUAAAGGACAGGAACAGAGAGAGUUUGCCCUGGCCAGCUUGAAGGAGGGAAACAAAGAUAUUCUCGUGGCAACAGAUGUGGCUGGACGUGGUAUUGACAUCAAAGAUGUUACUCUAGUUAUCAAUUAUGACAUGGCCAAGAGUAUUGAAGAUUACACUCACAGGAUUGGUCGAACUGGGCGUGCUGGUAAGACUGGAACUGCAAUAAGUUUCUGUACUCAAGAUGACAGUCAUCUCUUCUAUGAUCUGAAACAUGCCCUCAUGGAAAGCCCUGUCUCCCAGUGCCCUCCAACACUCUCCAAUCACCCGGAGGCACAGCACAAACAGGGGGCACCUGCAUUUAAGAAGAAGAAGGAUGAAUCUAUUUUUAUAGCAUAAAUUUUUUUUGAGGACUAGGUAGAACAUUUAGAUACUUUUCAUCCAAUUUGUUGGACGAGGGACCAAAGUAAAGAAAAAACGUUGUAUGAAAUGAGUCUAUGCUAGAAAUGAUCAAUUUCUGUCCAUGGCAUAUACCAUAUGUUACAAUAUGGUAUAUGCAAUAGCAUAUGUACAAUAAUAUACACAAUAUAGUAUGUUCAAAAUCAAAUCAUGUCAGCUAAAUCAAUAAAAAUGAAAAUACUGUAUAUUAUAUUACAUGUAUGGUUCCUGUUAAAUAGAGCAAUAUA